Messenger RNA from Procambarus clarkii (red swamp crayfish), 596 nucleotides. The record is from RefSeq and is a predicted model, not a curated record. NCBI's taxonomy places the organism in Eukaryota, Metazoa, Arthropoda, Malacostraca, Decapoda, Cambaridae.
AAUCAUUACAAACUGAGCCCUCUGAACACCCUCAAGAAUCAUUACAAAUUGAAGUUUCUGAACUGCCUCAAGAAAAAACUGAGGCCUCUGAACUGUCUCAAGAAAAAACAGAGGCCUCUGAACUGCCUCAAGAGACCUCUGAACUGCCUCAAGAAACAUUACAAACCGAGGCCUGUGAACUGCCUCAAGAAACAUUACAAACUGAGGCCUCUGAACAGCCUCAAAAAACAUUACAAACUGAAACCUCUGUACUGCCUCAAGAAACAUUAACAACUGAGGCCUCUGAACUGCCUCUAGAAACAUUAACACCUGAGUUCCCUGAGCUGCCUCAAGAAACAUUACAAACUGAGACCUUUGAACUGCCUCGAGAAACAUUAACAACAGAGGCCUCUGAACUGUCUAAGGAAUUAUUACAAACCAGGGCCUCUGAACUGCCUCAAGAAACAUUAACAACCGAGUUCUCUGAGCUGCCUCAAGAAACAUUACAAACUAAGACCUUUGAACUGCCUCGAGAAACAUUAACAACUGAGGACUCUGAACUAUCUAAAGAAUUAUUACAAACCAGGGCCUCUGAACUGCCUGAAGAAACAUUAUAA